GCUCCACAACGGUUCUGCAAAAUGGCGUCUCUUGGCGGGACGCUCAAGUAAAGUUGUCGAAACGAAACAUUUCUUAAAUUGGCGUAAUUUCCAAAAAUACGUACAUCCUGUGGUCUAAGAAACUCCUGGAUAAUUCUUUAGAAAAUGGGGACACCAGUGGAUUGCGAUCGUGUGUCUUCUAUCUCUACGUCCAUGGGAAACAGCCCAGAUUGGACGCCGCUCGCCUCGGCGCAGUGUGAGAUGAAGCAGGAGUGUGUGGAGGUGUGGCGAGACGUCAACAUGGUUCAGCAAAGUCUUGAUGAGGAGACAGCAGGUGCUGGUCCUGCAGAUAGCCACUGCCCCCUGUUGGCUGUCAGCAGAGCCAAACAGCUGCAGCUACAGGCGCAGGUGGAAGUACUGGAGUCUCAGCAGCCGCAGCUCAUGUCUACCCACAAAAAGGUGAUAGAAGCGGUUCUGGUGAAUCUUCUGCAGGAGUCUCUGGAGCAGCUAGCUGAACUCCUCCCAGCCAUGAAGGUACAGCAGAAGGAGCUGUCGGCAUCCCUAGAGUUGGAGGAACAGUUGUUAGAGCAACGACAGGAGAUAGGGAGGAUGCUAGAGAGUCGCCUGGCAGAAGUACCAGAGGCACAGGAAACAUCUGUGGACAGUAGGGUGAAAACAUUUAGAAGGAAAAUAAAGGCAGCAGAGCAGUUCCAUGGUAACCUGGUGCAGAGCUUGGCUGAAUUCUUGGACACACACUUCCCUCCCCCACAGCCAGGUAAGGGGAAGGGACGCCGCCGUCACGGAUCCGGCCCGGUGGACAGGACUCUUGAUGUUGACGACCCCCAGUGGGAGACUCUGAACAAUAUGAUAGAGACACUUAUAUGCAAGUCAAUGGACUCACCACAUGAUCCGUACAUACCCAUGGAGCCAAGAUACUGGCCACCAUAUGUUGAGAUGCUGCUGAGAUGUGGUAUUGCACAAAGGCACCCUGAGGACAGCGGCAGAUUUAAACUGGCACCGUUUGACCUCUGAGACACUGAAAGUCUUUUGUAUGUUACUGGUUUCUGUACUUAUUCAGUAUAUGUGCUUGAUAGUUUUAAUCCCAUGGGUCACAUCCUUUCAAGCUUUGUACAGCUAUUGAUUGUAUAUAGUGGUGUCUAAUGUAUAAUUUUCUCAAGAUUGGGGCCCUGGCUUAGCCAGAUAAAAAGGAUGCUUGUUGUACUGCCCUCCAUUGACUUUCGGGAGGUACUUAGUAUAUAAAUGCUAGAUUUGAAUUGAAUUAUGCUCAUCAUAAGGUUUACCGAAAUGUUUACAUUUGGGAGUUGGAUUUUAGUUAUUUAUGGCUUGGUAGUCACGUAUGUGUAUACAGAGUGUUCUAUGCCAUUUGACAUAAGGAUGCAUUGGUAUUUUGGUCCAAUUUCUAGCAAGAUGUUUAUGUAUGUAUGCAAAGUGAAAUGGAUUCAAAGAGCAGAGCAAAUCCAGCCAUUCACAAUCAACAACUGACUCUUUAUGUUUAAUAUGGAUUCACUUUACAGAAAUAAAUGUACAUAUAACCAGGUGGCAUAGGAACAGAUAGGCAAGAGUGUUUGCUGAACUAAAAUGUAUCAUUUACACUGUGAGCUGUGGGUCGAGGAGUGCAUCUCUGUGGAAAAUAUGUUUCACUAGAAGAGAAACUCUUCUGAUCAUAGAUGCUACGCAAUGAUGUGAUGUAAAAAUUUGAUCUUAUUUUAUCAUUAUUUUCUUGUAGUCAUUUAAUGCUACAUGUAAAUGGUAUCCCCCAGGCUCCAGCACAAGGAAAGUACUGUUUCAGACUUUACCACGUGUAGGACCAUUGAAAUUGACGAAAUAGAACAUGUUUGGAGUGUAAGGGAAUCUUUUACCAAAAGGCAGGAUGUACCUGUACAUAGAAAUGUCCUUUACAUAGAUACAAGAAUUUCAUUUGCAGAUAAGCCUUGACUGUAUGUAUAUAUAUGUAUAUAUAUAUGCUAUUUUAGAUAAGUGGAUGUUUGGUCAGGUUUUUAGUUACACUAUGUUUAUGAGGUUUGAAUCACGGGCUUACUCAACUUACUGCAAUUAUCUGUACUUUAUCAGGACAAACCUACUACAGACAAGUCAUGCUCAAAAGGCAACAUGAUCUGAGCAAAUCUUUUAUAAUGCUACUAUUAGUAUCUAAUUAGUUCAUGUGUAUAGCAGUAGUUGUACCGGAAUCUGAUACAUGCACUUUCAAAUUGAGCCUUGUACAUUUAUGUCUGCACUUUGCAUUGCGGUUUAUGUACUUUGCCAGCUUCAAUUUAAAUACCAUACACAUAUGAAAGUCACUACUGUCUCUUUCUUGUAUCCCGAUUUAUUAUAUAACAAAACUACAUCUAUAGCUCUCAAAAGCUGUUGGCUAACUCUAUCCUCAUAUGCCAGGUACUCAAUGGUAGCAUUGUCUGUCCAUUCCUGGAUAUCCUUGUUUUUGUUUACCUUGUUUUUGUAAUCCUAGAGUCUAGAUGCUAGAGUCAUACUCCACAGUGAAACAGACCAAGUCACUUGAUGUUACAUAUCAGCUUUUAUUAGGUCACAUCUGAUGGGUCAAAAGGCUAAACAUGCAUAGUAUCACUUAACAACCACACGAUCCAUAACUCUCAAUGCCAACACAUAUACAAAUACAGCUCUUCUAGUAGUUGAAAUCACGAUACUAGUUUGUUAGUACAUGUACUUCAUCCCGAGCCUCACUCAAUGUAACAGUACAUUCCCUUCCGAGUCCAAAGUUCUCUGCAGGUUAAACUUGGACUAACAGUCCUAUAUAUUAGUGCUGCAACUUGUCUGUCAAGCAGAGAACACCCUGCAUGCCUCAAUAAUUGUAGUCCUAUACACUGCUUUAUACAAGCACAUAUAUAUUAUUGCUAAGCAUGUAUAGGCAUAGAGAUAUUCACCCUAUCAAUAAUAAUAAAAAUUUUUUAAACAAAUACAAGCUCAACAUGCCAAUAUUGAAGAAAAAUUGAAGCAAGCAAAUGAGUCCAGUUUCUGUGUCUUGUUUUAUCAACAUACGUUUUUGGCUACCGUAGUAUGUUUACAUUGUACAAAGAUGGUUGAUUUUUACCCCUGGAGCUCAUACUUAAAUUUUUUUCCCUCUAGCCAGACGUAAAUUCUUCAAAUGAAAUGGCUGCCUAGUACUAGUACAUUGUCCUGUCUUGUUGGCAUUCUUCUUACUGCAAAUCAAAGUCCAAAAGUUGAAGAAUAUUGUGCUGAUAUGUACAUAUCCCAAUCCUACAGGAAAAGAAGAUACAUGUACCUUGAAUACUGGUACAUACAGUAUCUUCAGAAUAACAGCUAAGCAGCAACAGCAAAACAGGCAAGGUGUAAUAUAUCAUGGCAUAACACACAACGGCUCAUAAAUUUCCAUGUCAUGUAGAAAUGUUCAUACAUACUAUACUAUAUACAAGAUAUUGAUAAUCAAAUCCACACAACACAUGGGUUAUGUAAGUGAUCACUUAUCAAAAUUGGAAAACUGUACGACAAUGAGGCUGUAUUGCAAAUUGACUGGACGUGCAAAAAAUGAGUCCAAAGAUUAUUGUUUUGUGAAAAUGUCCUGCAAAAUUU
Messenger RNA from Branchiostoma belcheri (Belcher's lancelet), 3564 nucleotides. Its product is annotated as centromere protein K-like. NCBI's taxonomy places the organism in Eukaryota, Metazoa, Chordata, Leptocardii, Amphioxiformes, Branchiostomatidae. Gene Ontology annotation, biological process: mitotic sister chromatid segregation; kinetochore assembly. The transcript has 4 exons. The coding region runs from base 145 to 1011 and encodes 288 amino acids. The record is from RefSeq and is a predicted model, not a curated record. Gene Ontology annotation, cellular component: nucleus.